CAUGAAAUCUUGUACGAGUGGAUCAAUCUGCUUUAUUUGGACAUGGACACGCAAGCUCAAAUCCAGGAGGAAUUUGAGGAGCGAUCAGAAAUUCUCUUGAAAGAUUUUCUUAAGAAAGAGGAAUACCAACUUCUGUGUGAAGCUCUGGAGAACAAAGACAUCCAGUGGACGAGCCGGGGGCCUGCCAAUAAAAGACACUAUGAGGUGGCAGAGGAAGACACCCUGCCUGACACCCUGAAGAAAUUCCUGCAGCUCCUGCGCUCCGAGGCCUUAUUUUUACUGCUUUCCAACUUCACUGGCCUAAAGCUGCACUUCCUGGCUCCUCAUGAGGAUGAAGAUGCUGGGGAAGAAAGAGCAGCAGACACCAGUGGGCCCAGCAGCCCCAAACCUGAGCAGGAGGAGACUGAAGAGCACGCUGACAGCAUCACCCAGCAGCCAGAGCAGCCUGAUGGCAGCACCCCUGGGUCACGAGGCAGCGAGACACAGAAUGGCUCAGGGACCCCCAUGUGUGCGGGGGAGCUGCGGCGCUGGACCCACGGGCACUACACUCUAGUCCACGACACGCAAGCCACUGAAUUUGCUCUCGACCUGCUCUUCUUCUGCGGCUCUGAAGACUGGGAUCCAGAAUAUGGUGGCUUUACUUCCUACAUCGCCAAAGGUGAAGAUGAAGAGCUGCUGACAGUGAAUCCAGAGGCCAACUGCUUGGCCUUGGUUUAUAGAGACAAAGAAACGAUGAAGUUUGUGAAAUACAUCAACCAUCGCAGCUUGGCACGCCUGAAAAAGCACCCAAACAGGAGAGGAUUUUGGGAUUUUUCCUUUGUCUAUUAUGAGUGA
Messenger RNA from Merops nubicus (carmine bee-eater), 834 nucleotides. It is a transcript of the gene OGFOD1, whose product is annotated as 2-oxoglutarate and iron-dependent oxygenase domain containing 1. The transcript has 6 exons. Lineage: Eukaryota; Metazoa; Chordata; Aves; Coraciiformes; Meropidae. Gene Ontology annotation, cellular component: cytoplasm. The annotation marks the transcript as partial. Gene Ontology annotation, biological process: regulation of translational termination; peptidyl-proline hydroxylation. The record is from RefSeq and is a predicted model, not a curated record. Gene Ontology annotation, molecular function: iron ion binding; L-ascorbic acid binding; peptidyl-proline dioxygenase activity.